Molecule: messenger RNA, 2591 nt
Organism: Dicentrarchus labrax (European seabass)
Lineage: Eukaryota; Metazoa; Chordata; Actinopteri; Moronidae
Product: scavenger receptor cysteine-rich type 1 protein M130-like
Exons: 7
Coding region: 18-1571 (517 amino acids)
Cellular component (GO): membrane
Source: RefSeq, a predicted model, not a curated record
GAGAAGUGGAGGCUCCAAUGUGGACCAAAGAGUUCCAGUGUGGAGGCCAUGAGUCUGCUCUCCUGGACUGUAGAAGCUCAGGCUCAGCUAGAAACACCUGCUCACCUGGAAAAGCUGUUGGACUCACCUGCUCAGAGUCUGAGGAGGUCAGGUUGGUGGGAGGAGACAGUCGCUGUGCAGGAACACUGGAGCUGAAACAUAAUGGAGACUGGAGACCAGUGAUGGGCCGAGGCUGGACCCUGAAGGAAGCAAAUGUUGUCUGUAGAAGUCUGGACUGUGGUUCUGCUGUUUCUGUAGUAGAGAGAAAGGAGUCUUCAGUCAGACCUGUGUGGUGGAUCGACUCUGACUGUGUUCAGUCUGGAUCUUCUCUGAGGGAGUGUGCAAGAUCAGAAUCCUCUUCCUCCAUCCUGAAUCUCACCUGUUCAGACUCUGUCAGGCUGGUGGAUGGGACUAGUCUGUGCUCAGGCAGACUGGAGGUGAAGUCUGACCAGUCUAACCAGUGGUGGUCCUCAGUGUGUGAAGAUGACUUUGACCAGCAGGAUGCAGAGGUGGUCUGUAGGGAGCUCGGCUGUGGGGCUCCUUCAGUCCUCCAGGGGGCGCUCUAUGGAGAAGUGGAGGCUCCAAUGUGGACCAAAGAGUUCCAGUGUGGAGGCCAUGAGUCUGCUCUCCUGGACUGUAGAAGCUCAGGCUCAGCUAGAAACACCUGCUCACCUGGAAAAGCUGUUGGACUCACCUGCUCAGAAUCUGAGGAGGACAGGUUGGUGGGAGGAGACAGUCGCUGUGCAGGAACAGUGGAGCUGAAACAUAAUGGAGACUGGAGACCAGUGGGGGGCUUUGGCUGGACCCUGAAGGAAGCAAAUGUUGUCUGUAGAAAUCUGGACUGUGGUUCUGCUGUUUCUGUAGGAGAGAGAGAGGAGUCUUCAGACAGACCUGUGUGGGGGAUCUACUCUAACUGUGUUCAGUCUGGAUCUUCUCUGAGGGAGUGUGCAACAUCAAGAUCCUCUUUCUACAUCCUGAAUCUCACCUGUUCAGACCUGCUGGUUCGGCCCAACAUCUCUGUGUCCUCCUCCACGUACGGGGUCUCUGAGGCCCAGCAGCAGGAGUUUCGGGUGCUCAGGGGCUCCAACUUCACCAUCAGCUGCUCCAUCCAGCCACAGUACCCAGGAGGCUCCUUCCAGCUCACCUUCACCUCCUCCAACACAACGCACAACUACACCCAGCCAGCUGUCAAUCACUCUGCCCACUUCCUGUUUCCUGCUGCAGAGCCCGCCCACCAAGGAAACUACAGCUGUGUUUAUCACGUCUAUGUUUUCUCUCAUAACUUCUCCUCUGAGAGCCGUCUGCUCUCUCUCACUGUCUCAGAUCCAUCAGUUCAUCAUCACUUCAUCAGAGUGGUCCUCCUGCUGCUGACUCUGCUGUUGGUGAACACUGCCCUCUGUUGCUGCUGUAAGGCCUGCAGGGGGCAGAAGCCGGGCAGACAGGAGAACAUUGAGCUGGAUGAUUAUAACCUGGGUGUUCCUGCAGCUGGAGGAGGGCCGACUGAAGAGGAAGGAGCUCAGGGAGCAGAGUAGGUCCUCCAAGGAGCUCCUCUCACAUCCACAUGGAUUUCACAGCUGACACACAGCCAUCAGCUCAGUCAAGGAUUUUACAUUUUUAUCCUCAUGUUGGCUGGAAUUAUUAUAUCACAUUAUAUUUUUAUUACUCUGAGCAUGAAAAGACCAAAACCAACCCUGUUUGUUCCUAUUGAAGACGUAACUCUUUAAAAACACCUCACAAAUAUUGAAAGCAGAGAUACUGAGCUCUCGGGCUGUAAAGAUUUACACAUUCAGAAAUCAGUUUUAACGUUAUAGAUUCGACGACAUCGGUACGCGGACCCCUGGAUCGAUCUGAAUGUACCAUGAACCGGUCGAUGGUCCGAUUCUAAAGUUAUGAAGACCCAGGCUGGUCGGGGGUUUGGGAGUCAUUUUGGAACAAUGUUGGCCCAGUGAUGUUAUCUAUUCAGUUAAAGUCAAAGUGAAACACUGUCAUAUAUCCUCUGAAUCUGGUGUUACAAUACUCGAUCACAUUUGGUGACGUUUGAACAACUGAAUCCUGAGAUAAGAGCAGAAACCUGUUCAGGACCACCUGCUGUUGGAUCUGUAGAUCUGGACCACAUCCAGGGUUGGUGGAACAAAUCUGCUGCGAUUGGGAGAAUCUGUUUAAAAAGAUUACAGUGAAUUAACAAAGUCAUGUAGUUAGAGAACAGAGAACAAUAUUAAAGGUCAGAGGCUGUUUGACACCACUUUCAUCCUGUUAAUGAGAUAUCAACUUUAUAACUUUACUUUAGCGCUCCCUUGUGGUUGACAUGGGUUUUUAUUUUAUCUUGUGAGCAAGAUUUCGUCCUCCAGGACUUUGAAAAUGUCAUAUUUGUAUCGUAGAUGGUUCAACAGCAGGACCACAUUCAGCUCAAAUCUGGGAAAAAUAAUCAGAAUAAUUCAAAUGAGAGCAAAAAUAUGAGUUGUUAAAACUUAUUUGGUCUUUAAAUCGAGAACUUUCAUUAUUUUUAUACAGUAAUUAAGAAUCUUACUUCAUUUUGUUUCAGGAUUUUACUU